Molecule: messenger RNA, 1272 nt
Organism: Porites lobata
Lineage: Eukaryota; Metazoa; Cnidaria; Anthozoa; Scleractinia; Poritidae
Source: the annotation of a GenBank genome assembly
AUGUCAAAGAAAAAGAAGCUUUUAGUUAUGUUAAUGAUGAUGUUAGAUAACGACGAAUAUGUGGAACACGGGGAAAGGAAAUACUGGAUACGCCAGUGGGUGGCAAGAAGACAAGAAAGAGGGGCUUAUAACACUAUUUUUAGGGAACUCGCCCUCGAGGAUUCAAGUGGAUUUGCAGAUUACAUGAGAAUGCCUCAUUGUAAAUUCAUUGAGCUGUUAAACAUUAUUGGUCCUUCAAUACAGAAGAAAGAUACUCCAAUGCGAAUGUCAAUUCCCCCUGGUGAACGUUUAGCGUUAACCCUUAGGUAUUUGGCGACUGGAGAAAGUUUUCAGUCUUUGUCAUUUCAAUUUCGAAUUGGAAAAUCCACGAUUGCAGAAAUUGUCUUGGAUGUUUGCACAGCUAUAAUCAAUACCUUGAAGGAGAAAUAUCUCAAAACACCUGACAGGGAAGAAAAGUGGCAUGAAAUUGCCGACUUGUUUCUCUCCAGGUGGAACAUUCCCAAUAACAUUGGGGCAAUCGAUGGAAAAAGAAUUGUGAUUCAAAAGCCAGCGUAUGCAGGAUCUCGUUAUCAUGAUUAUAAAGGCAACGAAAGCAUAAUUGCCCUGAUGGUGGUUUCUGGCCCAGACUACGAGUGCCUUUAUGCUGAUGUUGGAACAAAUGGGAGAAACCCUGAUGGCCAUGCAUGGGCAAGGUGUAAUUUAAAAGAGGCACUGGAAGACCCCGCUAAUCCACUUCAUAUUCCACCUCAGCAACCCUUACCAGGUCGAUCUGAACCUGUGCCUUUUGUUCUAACAGGGGAUGAAGCCUUUGGGUUAGCAAAGUAUAUGUUAAGGCCUUACCCUCAGAAAAAUUUAACAGUAGAACAGAGAAUUGCCAAUUAUCGUAUUUCAAGAGGCAGAAGGAUCUCUGAAAACAUUUUGGGCAUUAUGUGUAAUAGAUGGCGUUGUCUUAGAGUACCCUUCCUCUUAAGUCCAGAAAAAGUUAAAAUAAUUGUAUUAGCAAUACUAGUACUUCACAAUUGGCUUAGAGCAGACAUAAGCAGCAAACAUGUGUACUGUCCCCCUGCAAUGAUGGAUCAGGAAGAUAGUAACACAGGUGAGGUUUCUCCAGGCACAUGGAGAGAUGACACUCUCAGAGAAUCUUUUCUGGAUCUUGAAGCUUCCUUAUCAAGGAAUUCCACCAGAGUGGCCAAAGAGAUGCGUGAGGAGUUCACAAGCUGGUUUAACAAUGAAGGAGAUGUAGCAUGGCAGAGGAAAAUGUGUGGACUCUAA